Messenger RNA from Xenopus laevis (African clawed frog), 1910 nucleotides. RefSeq names its product coiled-coil domain containing 71 L homeolog (gene ccdc71.L). The transcript is spliced from 2 exons. The record is from RefSeq and is a predicted model, not a curated record. The coding region runs from base 749 to 1867 and encodes 372 amino acids. NCBI's taxonomy places the organism in Eukaryota, Metazoa, Chordata, Amphibia, Anura, Pipidae.
AGGUUUUUUUUAUUAGCAAAGGUUUUAUUCUCUUUUAAUAUACAUAAUAAGCCAGUGUGAAAAGGUUCGGCGACCAGCUACUUUUUUUAGGACAUAAAUUAUCAGUUGGUUGAUUACAUUCUUAAAAUAUAGCUCUCUUUUUUAAGUUUCAGUAUGCUACAAGCUAUGGAAUACUAGGUGCCUUUGCAGUUGGUCUUCAUUUGUGUAGUACUUUCUGUGCUGUAACUCGCUCAUUAGGAAUUUGAGCAGAACAAGAGCUCUUGUUUGUUUCCACAAUCUAGAAACAUACUGGCAGGUUAGAUGGCUCUUUAUGAAACUGGCCUUAAAGGAAAACUAACUGCCCGAACAAUGUAGGUAUCUAUAAAAAUAUAUUGCAUAAAACAGCUCAUAUGUGAAUCCGUGCUUCAUGUAAACGAACCAUUUUCAUCAUAAUGUACCUUUUUAGUAGUAUGUGCCAUUGGGUAAUCAUAAAUAGAAAAUUGCCAUUUUAAAAAAUAAGGGCCACCCUCUGGGAUCUUAGGAUUUCCAGUGUACACAAACAAACCAUACAUGUUAGGUCACAUGAGCCAAUUAAAAGACAGUUGUGUCUUUUGGUUCCCACACUUCUUCCUGUUACAGUUAGUGUUGUAGUAUUUCUGGUCAGGUGAUCUCAGAGGCAACACGCAGACCAUCACGAAACUGUGGUUUGAGGUUUUCAAGAAAGGCCUUUACAUUGUGAAACUUCAGAAGUUUCCUGCAACCUAAUGCCAUGAACCUUGAGGUGGCCCAUAUGGAGGAAAAGGCAGUGCACUCUUGGUCAAGAAUUUCAUCUGCAGGAAAAAGGGCUUUUGAAGAAGCCUUGAGAGUUUUCAACCCAGUGUCAAAAGACUUGACAGACACUGAGACACAGUUGGUGACCUUCCUCCAAGGCCUUCGAGAAGAAGGCUUUCAGCCAACCAUCCUGAGCAGCAAGGAUGUAUAUGGUUAUAAUUCCACAACUGCAGAUGCUCCUCCAUCUGUCUCCAAAUGUCCACCAAAGAAUGCCUCUAAAGCUCAAUCAAAAAGCACAAGCAAAACAUCAAGUACACCAGUGAAUAUCUCUGUACACUCUUCUAAAGUCACGAAAGAUUCUUCUGAAAGCUCUACAAAUCUUUUGUUGCAAUCUUUAAACCAGGAGAAGACUGAUAACUCAAAUGUGUCAUCCACAACCAAUAUGCAUCCUGGUGUUUACCCUGCAAUGAGAUUGUCUGUUGUCCUUGAAACCCUUGUACCGUUAAACGAAACUGCAUCAUCUUUGGAGUCAAAAUUUAAUCAACACUCUAUAGUUGUUGCCUCUAAGGGAAUGGUCUCCAAAUGUACAUCAGAAAUGGUAGAUGCCAAAGCCUAUCAGUGUUUGCUAAAAAAUGCAACAGAUCUGGAAAACCAUAUUGGCCCUCUAAAUGGAAAACCCCUGAAAGGACCCAAUGGCAAAGUAUUAAAAGAGAACAAUGCUAGCAAAGCCUCUGGGAUACUGAAUGGGCAAAAUGUAAUUAGUUCUUCCAAGAACUUCAAUUGUUUGGUUCAGACAAAACACAACUCUAAAGUACAGAAAGAUCUUUUUGGUAAAGCCCAACCUUUAGGUGGCCAGAACUUACACAGUGCUACCUGCAAAAAGAGAAAGUUAGCCAAUGACAUUCAGGACCAUCACUCCAGUAAAAUAAAUGACUCUGCUUCUUUGGAUAAACAAGCCACAUUUAGCAAGGAAAAACUGGAUUCACUCAGAUCUAAAGUCAUAAAAGUGGACAGAUCAUUUUCUGAUGACGAGCUAAGGAGAAGAGCCCAAAACAUUCUCCAAGUGGACCUCUCCCCUGUUAUCAGAAUCCACCCCUUGUCACUAACAAUCUCUUAAAUUCUGUCCAUUUCAUUAAAAUAAAUAUUUUUUUCCUUUUAAA